AAAAAAAAAAAAAAAAAAAAAAACCAAUAUAAGGAGAACCCGUGCAAGAUUGCAAGCAUAGCCUUGUACAAGCUCAGACGUGGCAGACUUGCAGUUUCGGCCGUGGAGGAGGGACGGAUAAACGGCCUUGGUCUUAGUAGUUAUCUGUUUGGCAGUCCUUCGUUGGAGCCGCAGAUCGAGAUGGGGAUGAGAUCAGCUGCCAAGCUCAGCGCCCCUGAAGACGAAACAUUCUCGAACCGGCUUCUGACUAUUUGCUGGAUGUGAUACUGGAGAUGUGAUACCUCUGUCUGAUGGCAUGACUUGCGGGAUAAGAUCACUGAGAGGCACGAAAAGUGAAAAUAUUCGCUGUGGGCAUGUUUUAGCGCCGCGAUUCGUAGGGAUGUUUUUCCUGCAGUAGGAGCCUAGCAGGUUUCAUACUUUGUCAAUGUACAUACCAACCAUGGAUGGAGUGCUUACUGGCAUGACGUUGUCAGCGAUUUGAGAGGAUGAUACCUGUCAUCGUGAUCAAGUACUGUAGACACGGAGAUGACUGCUCAAGUCAGGUUGAUGUCCAAGCGAUGACCACGGUACCGAUGUGGGAUGUAGGGAUAUCAGCAAAGGAUAUCACCACCAAGACCUCGUGUGGUUUCUCUUACCAAUCGGUUUGGUCUGUUGCUUGUCCCGAGAAAUCUUUCAUACCCUGUCAAGUCCGCCGUUUAGGGCCAUAACCCCGUAUCAAUACGGAGAACCUCCCUGCACACAUGCAAGGCUGCAAAUCCCGUUCGACGCAGCCGUUCUUUGUGGCUUAGAGGCAGUAUUAUUGUGCUGUCAGAAGAAUUAUUAUUCUUCAGCGUAUCUUUACCUUCUUUGUGCUUCAUGCCCUCCGCGGAAAUUAGUGUUGUUUGACCCGAGUGUAGUCGAAUGGCUGAUACUGCAAGAUCACUCUUUGCAACUUUCAAUCCAAAUCCCGGGCUGCACUGUCUGAGUUCCAUGCAUAUUACAUGAUAACUUUUUAUCUGAACAUAUUUUGCAUUCAGUAAAGCCCUGGCAGGUUUAUGGGAGCAAUUUCAUGGCUCUUCUGGUGCCGACACCCUUUCGAACAGACGAUUCUGGAGAUAAUAGCAAAGGCCACAGCCUAGAGUGCCGAGUACUUGACGCUGCUGUACUUUAAAGCUGUGCUUUGUUGUUAGCUCUUAAACCCAUGAUUCUUAAAAAUCGCUAACUGCGUUAUCGAAGUUUUAUCUCUGCCCCAAAUCCUUUAAAAACUUAUAUACUUGGUUGCUAUCAAACUCAUCGGACGUACCUGCAACGACUACCCAGCUAUGAAGACCGGUCAUAGUCACGAUUGAUAGCAAUAUCACAUAUUUCUGUAAGCCUCGUCCCGUUUAUCUCACCGUUCAUGUUGACUUCACAAAACUUGCUUUCAUUAGCUUCGCCUGCCAGCCAUGACUGCAGAUAUCCCAGCAUUGUGUCCAAAUUCCAAACGCCAUAUAAUGCUCUUCCUAACGGUGUCUUCACGUUGCGGACAACAUUGUACCAACCAAGAAAAAGACGUAGAUUGCAGAGAGUGGCCGGGUAAUACUACCGCCGAGCUUGCGAUCAAAAGAACUCUUGAUCGAAUUUUAGAGCAAAUGGAUGUCACCUCUUGGGACAAUGAUCAUAUGUGCUCUCCGUGGGUGUUGGUCGAUGCGUAGUCCAGGUUAUCCUAGAGUUUCCUAAGGAUUAGUGAUAUCGAAGUUGCUGGCCCAGCUGUCGUAUUUGAUAUAACUGAUACCAGACUUCCGUUGUUACAUCCAGGAAAACUGGCACAGAAAUAUUAGUAUCAAGGUUAUAGCCAGUAUUUUGGUUCUUGGGUCUCCCAGUUCGUCUCAUGGGUUGUUGACCCAGGUUAUCCCUAGCUGACACAUCAUUGGUAUUCAGAUUUUCCUUGGAUAUUUGUUUUUAUGGUUUUGGCAAGGAUCACACAACAAAAGCAGCUUGACUGAGCACGCGGGAAUUAUGAAAGGUUAUGAUACAAGCUGGUCGCACUCGUACGAUAUCAGUAUGGCCCAAAUGAUGGACUCAAGUCAUAUGUUUGGCUGGACAAACCUGCCAAAAAUAAAGGAAACCACUCCGAAGGUUGUGAUAACAUUAAAGUUUCGGGAAGUUUAUUAGUAAUUACAAUUAGCGCGUUACAUAAUUAUCGGAAUCUUGGCCUUUUGAAGAUUCGAACUUCUAUAGAGGGUCGUUCGGUUAGCCAACUACCUGAACUGUCUCCUCGCACUCAAGACCUUAAGUCAGUGAUAUGCUUAAUGAACCACCAUCUGCUACAGUUGCUUGAAUGGUCAAAUCUUAUAGCGGCAUCACUUUAUAGCCAAAGAUUUUUGAAUGAGUCAGCAUAAUCUUCUUAAAGCGGCGAAAUACUUAUCUAAAUCUGAUCUAGCUCAAGUUUUGAAAUGAAUUACGGAAUAAUCUAUCACCAAGGAAUUGAGAAGAAGCUGUGCAUAGCAGCAUUGCUCAUGGACUGGAACCUUUUUGAAGCUGAUGGAGGCCUAGUGCAAAAAUUAGCUGCAAGAUGGCAUCGACCUUUGCCUUUGGUUUUGGAGGUGACGAUAUAGAAGACUUGGAAGGUGUCUCUGAUACGGACCAAAAGGCACCAAGUGUGCAAGGAAAUAAAAAUGAUUUGAUAUUUGACAAAGCAGAGAUGCUUAGCCUUGAGGAUAUGGUUAGUAUCAAAUCCCGAUGUUCAAUUAUUAAAAUAUAACAUGGUAAUAGGAGAUUGGAAAGGGACAAUAGACAGUGUAAAGUACUGUCAUGAUACCUUGUCCCACUUAAGCAUCUUUUACCACUCUAUACAAUUAUAUCACCGUUUUGCUUAAUUUCUUACUAAUUCUUUAUAGCUCGCUUCUCUCCCGUCUCAACUGGAAUUUAAUACGCAGCUGAUAGGUUCAGAAUCAGAAGAUCCGUUUCUAGUUGCUCGCCGAGAACUAAUGGAUAUCCGCGUUCAACUAAUGGCUGAACGAGAUAUGCUGAACGAGGGCGAAGAUUUACUGGUUGGUUUACAGAAAGACGACAUUAAACCUACUGUAUAUGAAGGAGGAUUCAAAACAUGGGAAUGUGCUUUGGACUUGGCAGCUCUCGCAUCUCACAGCCAAGAAGGGUUUGCAUACUUAGAUAGCGGGGGUGAGAUUACCAUCAUAGAGCUUGGAGCUGGCACUGCCAUCCCUUCUCUAUCGUUAUUUCGAUGCUUCUUAAAACAUGGAGAGGCGAGACGUCGCAAAGUGCGCUUUGUACUUGCUGAUUAUAAUGCUACAGUCCUGAAGUUAGCUACUUUCCCGAACCUGCUACUAACCUGGUAUAUAACUCGCCGAAGUUCGCCAGAAGAAAAUAAUAAUAUCCAGACUGAUCCUGCUGUUGAUCCUUCGCUAGAAAUCGAUCAAAGCCUUCUAGAAAGCUUUGUUCGGGACUUAUCGGAUCAUAAUAUCACACUUUCAUUUAUAUCUGGGGGUUGGUCUCCUGAGUUUGUCGGCUUGUGUCUGGGCAGGCAGGAAAAUAUGGAAGACGAGGCGAUGAGUGAUCACCAACAGACUACAAUGAGGCGCAGGACACUUAUCCUGGCGAGUGAAACUAUAUACUCUCCGCCUUCGCUACUCCCAUUUACAGAAACACUUGUGUCGUUGAUGCGUAAAGCGCUUUCGGGCGAAGGACCAAGCAUUGCUCAAGGUCAUCUUCCCGUCCGAGCGUUAAUAUCAGCGAAGAAAGUGUAUUUCGGGGUUGGCGGAGGGGUUAAUGAGUUCCUAAGCACUCUUAGGGACGUCGGAGGCAGUGAUGAAUUUAAGGCGUUAACUAAGUUAACGAUCUCCGACGCUGGAGUAAUGAGGACAGUCUUGGAGAUCCUCCCUGGGUAAUGGGUUGGCUUGAAUAGCCUACAGAAUAAGGCGAAGAAAAAGGAAAAAUAUAGGACACACCUUGGGCUUUCAAAAAAAAGAGUGUCUGGCCUCAAAGAGUAUUCGCGAUGAUAUCUUUUAUGUUUCCUUUUUCUCACCUUUGGCAUGUGGAAGUGCAGGGUAUUGCUGUACAUACAUACAAAGUACGUGUCUUUGCUAGAUGACCAAUGGGACAACCAAAAUCUCGGGUAUGAAAUUUUGAAUACAAC
This is a messenger RNA of Trichophyton rubrum CBS 118892, 4114 nucleotides long. RefSeq lists its product as uncharacterized. Gene Ontology annotation, molecular function: protein-L-histidine N-tele-methyltransferase activity. The coding region runs from base 2949 to 3866 and encodes 305 amino acids. The transcript is spliced from 2 exons. Gene Ontology annotation, biological process: peptidyl-histidine methylation, to form tele-methylhistidine. The record is from RefSeq and is a predicted model, not a curated record. NCBI's taxonomy places the organism in Eukaryota, Fungi, Ascomycota, Eurotiomycetes, Onygenales, Arthrodermataceae.